Messenger RNA from Cylindrotheca closterium, 810 nucleotides. NCBI's taxonomy places the organism in Eukaryota, Bacillariophyta, Bacillariophyceae, Bacillariales, Bacillariaceae. The record is from the annotation of a GenBank genome assembly.
AUGGCAAUAAUACCAACACAAACACAAACAACAAUCACACGAGCACAAACAACAAUCACACUGGCUGAAGAAGAGCGGGAGGUGAAAAAGCAAGCGCAGGCAAAGGCAGGACGAGCAAAGAGGCAAACCAGAGACGAGGCUCAUCAUGUGCUCGUGCGCGCUGCAAAUAUUCAAAUGAUCCGCAACAUGCCAGAGACUGACGCCACCCUCACCAAACGCCCAGAACGCAAGGGUGGAAUUGUUGUUGAGGAUGAUAUGAGGGCUCCUUUCACAUUACAGGAUUAUGUGAAAGUUGGAGCUGAUUUUCGUCCAGGGAUGAAUCGUCAUGGGAAUUGCUGUGACUGCUUGUACUUGGUGGAUUGUAAUGUCACUGGAUCGUCAGAAGGGACCCCUGAUGAUCCAAAGUUUGUACUGAAGAAGUUGUUUGAGCAUCACAUCUUUCAAAAGUUGGAUGGUCUUGUGGCGACAGGAGGACAAUACGAAGUGUACAUUCCUGUUAUUCAAGGUGACAAUGCAGGGCCGCAUGCUGAAAAAGAAUACUUUAAUUGGUGCAAGGCUCAAUGUGAACAACGUGGCUGGCACUGGGAGCCGCAAGUUCCACAAAUGCCGCAUAUGAACAACUUAGACUUGUCAGUAUUCCCCUGCAUGUCGAGACGUCAUUGUGCAGCCGCAAGAGAGAGGGGAGGGCUCCAUGUUUUGAAACAGGACGGAAUUUGGGAUGCAGCAGAGGACGUUUGGAGAACACUUCCUUGCAUUGGAAGGGGGGAACGAUUUUGUUGGAAACAAGAUAGAGAAUGGCAUUCAUUGUGA